Molecule: messenger RNA, 1145 nt
Organism: Spea bombifrons (plains spadefoot toad)
Lineage: Eukaryota; Metazoa; Chordata; Amphibia; Anura; Pelobatidae
Gene: TTC33
Product: tetratricopeptide repeat domain 33
Exons: 5
Coding region: 52-825 (257 amino acids)
Molecular function (GO): protein binding
Source: RefSeq, a predicted model, not a curated record
CCGCCCACUUUAGUGUAUACAGCGUCUGGGAGCCAGAGCGACAGAAGCAGGAUGGCUUCAUUUGGGUGGAAGCGGAAGAUCGGUGAGAAAGUAUCGAAGGUGACCAGCCACCGGUUUGAAGAGGACGCAGCGGAGGCAGCGACAGACGGCGAUGAUGCGGAUUGGCUGAAUGCCGCAAAACGCAAAAAAGGGAUACUGCUUGAGGAUAACGGCGAGAAAAGCAAACGCUUAAGGCAAGAAGGGAUAAUCCUGGCUGAAAAUGGAAGACACUGGGAAGCAGUACGAAAAUGGGAUGAAGCGAUCCAGUUAACGCCAGAGGAUGCAGCUUUGUAUGACAUGAAGUCACAGGCACUUUUGUAUCUCCAUGAAAUAUUCCCGGCAGUGCAAGCCGCUGAGACAGCAGUACAGCGGGAUCCGCAUUUUGUUGAGGCCUGGCAGACUUUGGGUCGGGCACAACUUGGAUUAGGAGAAAUUACGAUGGCUAUUCGAAGCUUUCAAAUUGGGCUGCACCUCUGUCCCGCUAACACUGAAUUACGGGAAGAGGAUCUGACCUGGGCACGCAAACUCCUAAAACAAAAGAAAGAACAUGAGACAGAAGAACCCAACAAUAAAAAUGACAUCAAUAUUGGGCAAGAAUUAAUUCCCGACUAUGACUUCGAAAGUGAUGAGGUGGUGGCAGCCUGUGCUGCUAUAUCGCAGAGGCAGAAAUCCAUGGAAAAUAACAAAGGGGUUGUCGUGUCGGCAUCUGGAUCAGUGACAAAUGUUGAACAGAAGAAGAACGAGCCCACUCACGAUGAUCCCAAAGAGUUUAUAAAAGCACGAUAACGGAAAAGUUCUAGUGCUGUAUAGAAGGUCAUGUAAAACAUGGGUGUUUAUUUGAGGCAAUAAUAAUAAUAAUGAGAAAAAUAAACAGUAGAUCUGUAAAUAAAGGAAAAAAAUUUACAAAAGUUGUUUUUUAGAUGCAGCUUCGAAGAAAGAUAUAUUACAGAGUGUGUAGUAUCUUUGGUGACCUUAAAUGAUUGUGUGUUAAUUUGUUUAUGUUUUUUUUUUCGGUUUAAGACUACUUGUUACUUCUGUAUUGCAGGCUAAGGUGUGAUGUCUCAAUGAUAUAUGAUGACAUUAAAGCUUUAAAGGUUUGCUUAAAA